Linderina pennispora is the source of this 956-nucleotide messenger RNA. RefSeq lists its product as uncharacterized. The coding region runs from base 104 to 718 and encodes 204 amino acids. The record is from RefSeq and is a predicted model, not a curated record. Lineage: Eukaryota; Fungi; Kickxellomycota; Kickxellomycetes; Kickxellales; Kickxellaceae. The transcript is spliced from 2 exons.
UUUAUAUUUUCUAGCUUUCUUGGGUUCCCAAAUUCCCUACUUUUGCUCUUCCUUUCCCCUCAAUUAAAUUUUAUUACACACAGCUACCAAUUCCAACCUGUAAAUGAACGUAAUAGACCUGACCUUUGAGGACGAGGGCGAUAGCACCGCCACCCAUAGCGCCGGGGCGGAAACACACGACCUUACACGCGAGCCUUCGGAACCCCCUGUCGACCUCCAUACCAGCGACAGACGACCUGUACGAGGGCUCAAACGGAAGCGGCAGAGCAAUGCAGUAGAAGUGAUCAGUCUCGACGACAGCCAGUCGCAGCUAGAGUGUGUUGUUGAGCUAACAGACUCACCGGUCCAUGUCCCUGACAGUCCGGCGCCAACCGGCGAUGCGCCAGAAAGAAUGCAGCAUACACCGACGAAGCUGCGCAGGGCAAAGAGACCCAGACCAGACACUGCAGCGACGGUGGGGUUGCCGCAGCCACAGUCCCACCAACCGGCUAGGACAAUCACACCCAGACUACAGAGCGUCUAUAUGACACACACCAGCACAACAUCGCCCGGAUUCGCCCCUUACUCAGCCAGCCCGUCACAGAUCCGACCACGGUCACCACAACCGCCUGUUUCGCUGCAGCCAUACUCGAACAGCACAAGCCGAACAGCAUCGCGGCCGCAUACUACCCUGCCGCAACUAGCCAUAUUCCAACAACCAGUCACCAUCAACACCUAGACAGAACACACCUCGACCACCUGAGACAUCGCGGCUGUGCAUGCUGGGACAAUUGCGUGCCGUAGCCAUGAUAUCGAGCACUUCAAUCUACUUCCGCGAAGGCGUGCAAAUGAGCAUUCCUAUCGUGCUGCAGAUGCACCCAGGGACAUCGCAGGAAGUUGAUCUCUUCGACAAGCAUGGCAGCCUGGUCGGCACCCUGGAAGCAGCUGUGGCCCGUACAGUGUAUAUACUACUGAAG